Messenger RNA from Neurospora tetraspora, 1041 nucleotides. Its product is annotated as cytochrome P450. Lineage: Eukaryota; Fungi; Ascomycota; Sordariomycetes; Sordariales; Sordariaceae. The record is from RefSeq and is a predicted model, not a curated record. The transcript has 2 exons. Gene Ontology annotation, molecular function: heme binding; monooxygenase activity; oxidoreductase activity, acting on paired donors, with incorporation or reduction of molecular oxygen. Bases 61 to 822 code for a protein of 253 amino acids.
ACAUCUGGUCAAUUUCCUCCAAAACACAGACCGGGAACACUCACGCAGAAAUCCAGCACGAUGGCGUCCAGAUAUACCCAUACUUCGGCCCCCGACGCCAUGCUCAAAGCCCAAUCCGAACUCGACCGCGUCAUUGGCCCCCUUUGCCGCUCGCCGCACUGGGACGACGCCCCCAACUUGCCGUACCUAAACGCCUACGUGAAAGAAGUCCUCCGCUGGCGCUCCGUAGCCAACAUCGGCGGCCAACCGCACUCCAACACUUCACCGGACUGUUACCACGGCUACUACAUCCCGCCGCAUAGCUGGGUGCAGGGGAACGUGUGGGCAAUCCACCACCACGAGCGCGAAUUCCCGGAUCCCGAUCGCUUCUACCCCGAUCGCUACCUCCCUGGUAAUGACCACCACCGUCCCUUCCCGGGCGAAAAGGGGUACAUGACCUUUGGCUGGGGCCGGCGGGUCUGUUCCGGGCAGGCGCUGGCGGAACAGGGGACUUGGAUCACUGUUGCGCGCUUACUCUGGGCUUUCACGAUAAGGAAGUACAGAGACCCGGAAACAGGAGCGGAGGAGGAGGUGGAUAUCUUUGCUUAUACGAAUGGGCUGAAUAUGCGGCCGCAGCCUUUCCGGUGUGAGAUUGUGGCUAGGAGUGAGGAGGUGAGAAGCACGGUGGUGAGGGAGGGGGAGCAGGCGUUGAGGGACUUGAAGGUGCUGGAGGGGGAGAGUAGGUAUAGGAUGUCAACGUUUUAUCAGCAGAAGAAGAGAGAGGUGGCGGAGAUGCCGGAGUUCGAUGAGAAGGGGAAUAUUAAGAUGGUCAAGGUCAAGUGAGGGACGUCUGUUGAUGUUUCGGACUUGGUGUAGGCAGCUACUUGCUGCGACCAGGACGUCGGCUGGUGGGCGGUCUAUGCAUAUGGCAGAAGUUGUUGUUAAUGAAGCCCAUCGCCAAAAUAAUCAGGGGUUUGUUUACAGGGUGUGGAUCCUCGUCACCGACCUCGGGAAAAAAACUUGCAAAAAAAAAGGAUCUGGUCUCUCCCGCCGGGAAUUGAA